ACAAACAAUAAAAUACGUUGUUUUCUCGUUAACGAUACAUUUCAACCAGUUCAAAACUAUGUAAGGAAAAUAAACCAUGUUUUGUACUUUAUUGUUCGUGUUAUCACUGGUUUCAUGGUCACAGCAACAUUUGUCAUACCCAAUUAAUUACUGUAACAUGGCUUCAACUUGUAUCCACGACAGCCGUGUCGUAUGCGCAUCGUCUCCGGAUGGCUGUAGCCGUCGUAGUUUCAUGGACCAAUGCGACAUGUAUGAAUAUAACUGCGACUAUGGAGCUCGUUAUAUAGAAACUUACAUUUUGUUUUGUUCAACAUUGGAUAUGUCGCCACAAAACAAUUUAAUGGACGCUUCGAUUGAAACUUCACCAAAUUGUGAUGAAAAAGUUAACGAUAAAUUUAUAUCGCUUCAAUUGACUUACUUUAAUUCAAAAACUACUCCAGAAACGAAAUCGGAUAGUGCUAGCCCAACACUAUUAACAAAAAAGUUAACUCUUAAAUCAACGGAAAUAAUAAAUAAUACAAAAUAUUGCUGUAAUAGACCAAAAAUUUGGGGAAAAACUACUAAAAUGGGAGCAUUUAAUAAAAAUAAAUCGAUAGAGGAUUCAGAUACAGAAUAUAAAAAUGAAGUGAAAGAUGAAAAAGCCCGAUUAUUACUUAAGGAAAAUUAUACACAAACAAAUGAUACUGCUAAUUAUACUUCAAAUCAAUUUAAUUUUAUAUCACCAACGGCUAAGAAAGUAGUAAUUACACAAGAAACAGUUGUUUCGAAUAUAAAAAUGUCAUCCAAUCGUGUACUUGCAAAGCGCCCUAAGAAAAAUCUAUUAACACCUUCUAUGUUUUGUAAUUAUCAUAAAUGUCAAAGACCACUAAACUGGAUAACAACUUCAAAAUCAAAAAAGAGAAAAUUAGUCUAAGUUUUCUUAUGUUAAUACGAAGGGUUUGAUAUUGUCGAUUGUGAAGAAAAUUGUUCAUGUUUUGACAAGGUUGCAACAGAUGCUACAAUAGAUACUACAACGGCUUUAUCAGAUGCAGAUUACAUAAGUUUAUCAUCAGAAGAUCAUGGGCUUAAAUUGUUACAAACAUCAAAAAUAUUACCAUUGCAUGACAAGAUAACUAAUAAAGACAAAUGCUGUAGACCGAUUACAUGGGCGACUACUCGUAAAGGGGAAACGAGGGACUUUUACAGAAUUUUAAAACAAGAUAAUUUAAAAUAAAUUUAUUUGCCAGAUAUAAUAAAUAUAUAUUUCCUAA
Messenger RNA from Nymphalis io (European peacock), 1250 nucleotides. RefSeq lists its product as uncharacterized. The transcript is spliced from 6 exons. Lineage: Eukaryota; Metazoa; Arthropoda; Insecta; Lepidoptera; Nymphalidae. Bases 77 to 913 code for a protein of 278 amino acids. The record is from RefSeq and is a predicted model, not a curated record.